Lobosporangium transversale is the source of this 753-nucleotide messenger RNA. Its product is annotated as short chain type dehydrogenase. The transcript has a single exon. The coding region runs from base 1 to 753 and encodes 250 amino acids. Lineage: Eukaryota; Fungi; Mortierellomycota; Mortierellomycetes; Mortierellales; Mortierellaceae. The record is from RefSeq and is a predicted model, not a curated record. Gene Ontology annotation, molecular function: oxidoreductase activity.
AUGUCUGGAUCCCGCCGAGUUGCUAUUAUUACUGGAUCAUCUCGUGGUAUAGGUCGUGCCAUUGCACUCCGUCUUGCCAAGGACGGAUAUAACACAGUCAUCAAUUACCAAUCCAACGCUGCAAAAGCUCAAGAAGUGGUCAAUACCAUCCACUCAACUUAUCCAUCAGUCAAAGCUAUUGCAGUCAAGGGUGAUGUUGGAUAUUUGGAAGACGGUCAUAAGAUAAUUGGUGAAACCCUCAAGGCUUUUGGCCGGAUCGACGCCGUGAUCUUUAAUGCAGCGUGGAUCGUUUAUGAAUCCAUUCACGAAGUUACUGAGGAAUCCUACGAAAAAGCUUUCCGAACUAAUGUCAAAGCACCCAUGUUCUUCACCAAGCAAUUGAUCCCUCAUCUUAAGGCUGGAGCACGCCUGAUCUUUGUCUCCUCGAAUCUCACCUCGGCCUCUAUUGUAACGCCAACCUUCUUCCUAUAUUGCGCAACUAAGGGAGCGGUCGAACAAAUGACUAGGACAUUGGCUAAGGAUUUGGGUAGCAAUGGUAUAACCGUCAACUGUGUCAAUCCUGGUCCCACAGAUACUGAGGGGUUCCGAGACGGUAAUUCGGAAGCAAGUAUAAAGUUCUUAGAAGGUGCGACCCCAUUGGGACGCUUGGGACGCCCUGAAGAUAUCGCCAAUACAGUCUCGUUCCUAUGCAGUGAAGGAGCGGCAUGGGUCAAUGGACAAAUUAUGCGCUUUGAUGGAGGCAUGACUGUAUAG